Messenger RNA from Bolinopsis microptera, 1476 nucleotides. RefSeq lists its product as uncharacterized. Gene Ontology annotation, molecular function: xenobiotic transmembrane transporter activity; antiporter activity. The transcript has a single exon. NCBI's taxonomy places the organism in Eukaryota, Metazoa, Ctenophora, Tentaculata, Lobata, Bolinopsidae. The record is from RefSeq and is a predicted model, not a curated record. Gene Ontology annotation, cellular component: membrane. Gene Ontology annotation, biological process: transmembrane transport. Bases 1 to 1476 code for a protein of 491 amino acids.
AUGGCGUUCAUAACCCUUAUGUUCGCAGGACACAUUAGUCCGGCUCAUCUAGCUGGAGUGGGACUCACUAACACCCUUUUUAACCUGAUCGUCGUCCCAGUGUCCGCUGGAUACGCCUCCGUCUUCGACACUUAUGGUCCUCAAGUCUACGGUUUUAAGGGUGAGCUUGGGACGGUCUUCUUGAAAUGUCUUCUCCAGGGCUGGCUCUUGCUGUUUUUAGUUCUAGGACCGUACCUGAAUAUUGUUUACAUCAUAGACCUUCUGCCGUACUCCGGAUUGAAUUCUUCAAUCACAGUGGUUAACGAGAUGGCCAUUUUGGGCCAGGGCGACUUCCGGGAUAUCGCGGUGAAUUAUCUUAGGAUCACUUUCAUCGUAGAGUUUCUGGACUACACCUUUACCAUGAUCUCCAAGUAUUUCGCUAUUCAGGAGCAGACCAAGUUUGUCUAUCUUGUUUCCAUUGUGAUGAUCGUAUCACAUUGUCUUGCUAACUAUGUUUUGGUUGUCGUGCUGAAGCUUGGGUUGAAUGGACUUGGUGUAGCAGCUAUAGUCAGUAGAAUACUGCCCCUGACUGUGUCCUUGACGAUCUGCUGUGUCAUGAUAAAACAAGACCAGUUUGCUUGGAAUGGGUUCAGCGCCCGCGCACUUUUAGGCUGGAAGCCCAUGAUGAAGCUUGGUAUAUCAGGUGCUCUGAAUGUGUUUGCUGAAAUGGUUUUAUUCGAGAUCUCAACAUUCUGCAGCCAGUUUGACGGAGCAGUGGCUUUCUCCGUGGUAAUUAUCGCACACCAGCUGGUAUCCAUCUGGUGGUCAAUAGCUCUGGGGAUGUCGGAAGCCGCUGCCACACUCAUCGGAACAGCUCUGGGUGAGGGAGAUGCUGAGAAAACAAAGCUGUGCAUGAAGUUGACAGUGGUGAACUCUGUGUUAGUGUCGAGUGUACUUGCUGUGGUAUCGUAUUGUUUAAUGAGCUACGAGAUAACGUUAUUCUCGUCUGAUAACGAUGUGAAGAGUGUGUUCAUGACCACUUUCUGGAUAAUCUGCCUCGGUAUUCCUGUUGAUCAUAUCCAGACGUCUCUCAACCAGGGAAUACUUGUCUCGUUUGGGGCACAGAAUUUCACCUGUUUUACAAUGAGUAUUGCCUGCUACGGUAUAGGUCUGCCAAUUGUUUUAGGCACUAUAUUCUUUACUGACAUGAAAGUUGCCGGAGUCUUCAUCGGAUUGGUCGCAGCAGCUUUGGUAAUGCUGGUAUGUGCUGUUCUGAAGAUACGCACAGUGAAUAUUGAGAAUGAGAUAGAGAAAUCUAGAAAGAGAGUGGGUGUUGAUCCUGAAGAUGAAGAUCCUCUCCUCGGGGAAGAUUUUCUCCUUGAUCGAAGAGAGGUUGAAAAUAAAAAGGAAAUGACUCGUGUUAUUUUAGCAUUUGUGUACGGUGGUUUAGCUUUUUUUUCACUUGGUGCUUUGUCCAUGAUUAGACAUUCUAAAUAA